AUGCGGAGCGGCGCAGGCACCCACGUGAGGAGGGCCCAGUUCUGGAGCUGGCAAAAUGUGAAUGAGGAGGCAGAGCGCGAUUUAAAGGUGCUGGCGGCACCCGGGCGGGAGGGAGGACCAGCCAGGGCGCGCAGCAGCGGCGGCGGUGGCAGCAGCAGAGGCCAUCCAAGGCCAGCGCCAGCGGCGGCAGCCCCGGGACCAGCGAGUCAGGGAGCGGCGCCGCGGGAGGCUCCCCUCGCGCCGGCUGGCCAGCCGUGCGCCCAGGGCACGGGGAGUCCCGCAGGCAGAGCCAGGCCGCCCUCCCCUCACACCCCCCACCCGUCUGUGCCUCUCGGACACCCAGAGGAGCCGAGAGCGCCCGCUGCCCCCGCGCCGCCCUGCGCUGUCCUGCUCGCUCAGCCCGCCCUCCCAUGGCUCAGCCCGGGCGCUGACUGUCUGAAGGGCUCUGCCGGCGAAUAUUUACCUUCUCGCCGCUCACCCGCGCCAGGGCUGCUGCCCCUGCCGCCGCAGUUCCUGCUGCUGCCGCCGCCGCCGCCGCUGGCCUCGGCGCGGCAGGAAGAGGCUGCGGGCGGGGAGGGUCUCCGGCUGGGCCGGCCGGCAGCCGGCGGGCGCUUCUCAGAGGCGGCCUGCGGCACCGCCCGCUGCUUCUCUUCCACUCCACCUCCAUCCCCGGGAGCGUAUAUGAGCGCUGCCUUUCCGCCCUCCCUGAUGAUGAUGCAGCGGCCCCUGGGUAGUAGCACUGCCUUCAGCAUCGACUCGCUGAUCGGCAGCCCUCCCCAGCCCAGCCCGGGACACUUCGUGUACACCGGCUACCCCAUGUUCAUGCCUUACCGGCCGGUGGUGCUGCCCCCUCCGCCCCCUCCGCCCCCCACGCUCCCGCAGGCCUCCCUGCAGCCGGCCCUGCCGCCCGCACACCCCCACCACCAAAUCCCCAGCCUGCCCACCGGCUUCUGUUCCAGCCUGGCACAGGGCAUGGCCCUCACCUCCACCCUCAUGGCCACCCUGCCCAGCAGCUUUUCGGCUUCGCCCCAGCACCAGGAAGCGGCCCGCAAGUUUGCGCCGCAGGCCCUGCAGGGCAACUUCGACAAGGCAGACGGCAUCCCGGCCGAGUCGGAGGAUGGUAAAGCUUUCCUGGCCAAAGAAACCUCGCUCUUGUCGUUCUCGGCCUCCGAGACAGUUCAGGCUUCCCUAGUGGGGGCCAUCAGAGGCCAGGGGAAAGACGAGGCCAAAGGGGAGGACGACUCCAAGGGCAAAGAGGAGAGCUUCUCCAUGGACAGCGACCUGGACUACAGCUCGGACGACAACAUCCCCAGCCAAGCAGCCCACAAGGAGGAAGACUUGGCCACUGCCCUGGAGGAGAAUCCCCAGAGCAGCAGCAGCAGUAGCAGCAGCAGCAGCAGCUCGGGCAGCACCACCUCCACUGGCAAGAACCGGCGAAGGCGGACGGCCUUCACCAGCGAGCAGCUCCUGGAGCUGGAAAAGGAAUUCCACUGUAAGAAGUACCUGUCCCUGACAGAGAGGUCGCAGAUUGCCCACGCGCUCAAACUCAGCGAGGUUCAAGUGAAAAUCUGGUUCCAAAACCGCAGGGCCAAGUGGAAACGGGUCAAGGCCGGCAACGCCAACUCCAAGACCGGGGAGCCUUCUCGGAACCCCAAGAUCGUUGUCCCCAUUCCGGUGCACGUCAGUCGUUUUGCCAUCAGAAGUCAGCACCAGCAGCUGGAGCAGGCCAGGCCCUGAGCCGACGAGGGCCCCCUCCUCGACCUCCUCAGUCCCCCACCCCAGCAGGUGCCAGGAGAGGCAAGACCACCCCCACCCCCCACCGACACACACACAAACAGGGACAAAGGAGGAGCCGAAGAAAAGCGGAGUCCUAGGCGACUCUCAGAACUGUUUGAAAAACAAAACGUUUAACAAAACAAACAAAAAGAGGUGAAUGUUGGACAGAGCAAGCAAAUUGAGAAUAUAUUAAUUUCAGACAAUGCUGAAAAACUAUUUUCGGAUGAGGGAAACAUCGGAAUCUGGACAGAGGCAUUAAGUAUUAUUCUAUCUUACUUUGUAUAUAGUUAAUCUAUCUAUAAGGAAUCUCAGCUGCAGGAUUUUUUUUUUUGACUCUAAUGGGACCAACUCCCCCAGUUUCAUGAAGGUCUUACAUUCCAGAAGAAAACAAGAUAAGAACCAAGCCGAUAACCUGCGGUAUGCACAAGCCAACCUUUUUGUUUUGUAUUUUUUGUUGCCGUUGUUCCUUGCUUUUCCAAAGGUAAAAGGAAACAGAAACGUUUGGGUUCUUCCCUUUAUUUUUUGGCUUUCCCAGUUGGCUGAGGGGCAAACAUUUUCAGGGUGCCCAAGUGAACCUUUUUUGUUGUUUGGUUUUCCUGGCUUGGCAUCCUCUCUCUGGGGUUGCCUAUCCUUAACUAAGCCAUGUUUGAAAGCACGUCGGUCUCUAUUGUGUUUAAUUUAUUUCAAUGUAGCUUAUCUCCUUCUAAGUUAUGGAAUUUAAACAAACUCAG
This is a messenger RNA of Dromiciops gliroides (monito del monte), 2507 nucleotides long. It is a transcript of the gene GBX2, whose product is annotated as gastrulation brain homeobox 2. The record is from RefSeq and is a predicted model, not a curated record. Gene Ontology annotation, molecular function: DNA-binding transcription factor activity, RNA polymerase II-specific; RNA polymerase II transcription regulatory region sequence-specific DNA binding. NCBI's taxonomy places the organism in Eukaryota, Metazoa, Chordata, Mammalia, Microbiotheria, Microbiotheriidae. Gene Ontology annotation, biological process: regulation of transcription by RNA polymerase II; regulation of nervous system development. Gene Ontology annotation, cellular component: nucleus.